Miscanthus lutarioriparius is the source of this 807-nucleotide messenger RNA. The record is from the annotation of a GenBank genome assembly. NCBI's taxonomy places the organism in Eukaryota, Viridiplantae, Streptophyta, Magnoliopsida, Poales, Poaceae.
AUGGCUGUGGCUCCGUCCUUAUCGUGGCUCUCCCUCGUCUCCUCGCUCUGGACGGCAUGGGCGUGGUGGUCGUUGCCUCUGAUGCUCGCGACGGCGGCACCAACGAUGGCAGCGGACCGGCAAGGAGAGCUCUGCCCGACCAUGCUAUGCGGCAGCGUGAACAUAUCCUUCCCGUUCGGGAUCGUCGCCGACCACGCAACGGAUACCAACUGCUUGGUGAUCGGGUUCCAGGUUCGCUGCUCUAACAACAUCCCAUACUUCGGGUUGAGUGCAUAUUCGCCCCGGAUUCUCGACAUCUUCUACGACAACUCCUCCUUGCUCAUCGCCGAUGUCCACAUGCUUGACGACUUCCAUAGCUCCGCCACCAAGCCCUGCCACUCCCCGACGAACAACAGCUCCUCCAAGGUCGCCCCCUCGUUCUCGAUCAGCCCAGUUAACCAGAACAUGAUCUUCUACGACUGCGUGGAGCCGCCGGCGCCGGCGGUGCGCAAGAGUCGUGGGCUCGUGGACACGACGUGCGGGAACAGGACUCUGGUUGGCGUCACCAAGGGUCCCGACGUGCCUGGCAGCUACUUCUUGGAGGGCUGCAGCGCUGCCGUCGCGCCGAUGCUUGCGAGGCCCGGUGAGGUGAACCCAGCAAACUACAUGGAGUUCAUCAGUGGCGGAUUCCUCUUGACAUGGCAACUGCCGCCGUCGCCAUCACCGGUUGGUAAGUUCGCAAUUGGAAUCAAGAACAUAGAGAGAAUUGCAUUCAUUGGGUACUGGUCUAAAAAUUGUGGAACACACCACAACUCCACAAGAACAUGA